CGCCUUAGAGUCGCGCAGUCGUUGUGUUGCUCGGCGUCGGAGACAUGCAGUGAAGCGUCAUUGCAUUGCAUUGAUUGAGUGAUUAUAGCAUUAAAUACAUUGAGAAUGCAUUCAGUGUUCAAAAUGGAGUGAAGUGUCAAACAGUGAAACCAUUGAGACUUCAAAACAAUUGAAACUUUUGAAUCAAUUUAUGAUUUAUUAGUCAUUUAUUUGUCGAUAAUAUAAAAGAGUGUUAAGUGUCGUCAUUUGGAUCAGUUAUGCCUCCACCACAAGCGCCAGAUCCUCAACAAGACUUAAAUGGCACAGUCGUGCCAAAGACAGAGUUGGAAGAGAUUCAGAUGAAGGCCAAUGCUGUGACCGAUGACUCACUGGAGUCGACCCGACGGAUGUUAUUACUCUGUGAUGAGUCAAAAGAGGCCGGAAUCAGGACAUUGGUGGCACUCGACGAACAGGGGGAACAAUUGGACAAAAUUGAAGAAGAUAUGGACAAAAUUAAUACUGAUAUGAAAGAGGCGGAGAAGAACUUAACAGGAAUGGAGAAGUGUUGCGGUAUAUGUGUGUGUCCUUGUGGUAAGUCUAGUGAGUUUAAGGAGGACGCGGGCACCUGGAAGUCAUCAGAGGACGGCAAGAUUGUCUCCGGACAACCACAACGUGUUGUCGAUGAACGUAAUGGUGGAGGUAUUAUCUCUACGCAAUACAUCGCUAAGAUUACUAAAGAUGCCCGAGAAGAUGAAAUGGAGGACAAUAUGGGACAAGUGUCUACUAUGAUCGGUAACUUGAGGAAUAUGGCCAUCGAUAUGGGACAGGAGAUCAGCUCACAGAACCAACAACUCGACCGAAUCAAUGCUAAGGCGGAGUCAAAUAAGGACCGAAUCCAAGGCGCCAAUGAAAGGGCACAAAAGUUACUCAAAUAACCGCAUAUUUCUUAUCAAAUGAACUAACAGUUAGUCUGUGGUUUCGCAUCCCAUUCCUUAUCACUAUUGAUAACAACAUCUCAUUCAUAAUUUGCUAAAUGACUUUCAGUUAUCAAAAAAUUAAUUAAUAUAUAAAUGAAAUUUAAUUUAUUUUUUAUAUAA
Messenger RNA from Oppia nitens, 1076 nucleotides. RefSeq names its product synaptosomal-associated protein 25-like. Gene Ontology annotation, cellular component: plasma membrane; SNARE complex. Gene Ontology annotation, molecular function: syntaxin binding; SNAP receptor activity. The coding region runs from base 258 to 914 and encodes 218 amino acids. The transcript has a single exon. Lineage: Eukaryota; Metazoa; Arthropoda; Arachnida; Sarcoptiformes; Oppiidae. The record is from RefSeq and is a predicted model, not a curated record. Gene Ontology annotation, biological process: synaptic vesicle priming; exocytosis; synaptic vesicle fusion to presynaptic active zone membrane.